Molecule: messenger RNA, 1462 nt
Organism: Ruditapes philippinarum (Manila clam)
Lineage: Eukaryota; Metazoa; Mollusca; Bivalvia; Venerida; Veneridae
Exons: 1
Coding region: 101-1462 (453 amino acids)
Biological process (GO): negative regulation of translation; protein polyubiquitination; proteasome-mediated ubiquitin-dependent protein catabolic process
Molecular function (GO): ubiquitin protein ligase activity; translation repressor activity
Source: RefSeq, a predicted model, not a curated record
UACAAAUACAUCUUUAUUAGAUGAUAAAUGCCCAUUUCAUAACACCGAAAUUGUCAAGUUUUUCUGUUCUAGACACAAAGAACUAGGAUGUCAUGAUUGUAUGGUUCUUAAGCAUAGAACAUGUGAUCUUGAUUAUAUCCCCGACACGUGUAAAGGUAUAGCUGACAGUAAAGAGUACGAUGACACGUUAAAAAUGCUGGAGUUAAAGUUACAAGCAGCAGAGAAUUUGGAAAGAGAAAUUUCUGACAAAACUACGGAAGCAGAUGGUUGUUUAACUCAAGCGCUUAAAGAUAUUGACGACUUUGAGUACCGAAUCAUCAAUCGUAUAAAAGAUAUGAAAACUAAAGUUGUUGAAAAUGCAAAACAAAUAAAAGAAUCAAACAAAAGAGCAUUAAAGACAGCGCAUGAAGAAUGCAGUAAAGUUUCGUCAGAAAUGAAACAACUUCAAGCUGGUCUAAAAGACAACAAGACUUCCGGGAAGGAAAGGGAACUAUUCAUAGCUGUAAAGAAAGCUAAAUCUCUAGCCAAUGAUGAAAAGAGCACUAAAGUUUUAACAGAAAUAAGAAAACUUAAAACAACAUACACCUUCAAACGGAACGAAGAUAUAGAAAAUGUAUUAUUUAAGAAAACUUUAUUGGGAACAUUAGAGACAAAGACUCGUUCUUUAAGCUCCUUGCAGCAUUUAAGGGACAUUAAAAUAAGAACUUUAUCAGAUGAAGAGAAAUGCUCUAUUGUAGGAUGCUCAUUUAUUCAACCAAAUAAAGUUUUACUAGCAGAUGAAUUUAACAACAAACUUAAACUGUUUGAUAUCAACAAUGACCGUUUGAUAAAAGAAAGACAGGAACCGGGAGGCCCACGUGGCGUUUGUCUUAUGUCUCAAGAUGAAGUAGCUGUUGCGAUGAUAACAAUGAAAGCAGUUCAAAUUUUCAAGACUGAUAAUGACCUAUCUCUAGUUCGUACUGUUCAAUUUGAUAGACAAUGUUAUAAUGUCACAUAUAACCAAGGAAAGCUGUAUGUUGUUUGUUGGCAUCCACACAGUGUGUUAGUAUUAGAUCUUAAUGGUACAGUACAGACAGAAAUUCAACUGAAUACGGCUAACAUUCAGAUGACUGUUCCAUCUGGUAUUGCUGUAAGUUCAGACUCUAAAUAUGUGUAUGUAAGUGACUUUAGUAAUGGUAACAUUGUACGCCUCACAAAUAAUGGAAAUGUAUCAAGUAUUUACAAAGACGAGAAAAUCAAAUCACCUUCUGGGAUACUUCGUCUAGAGGAUGGAUCACUUCUUGUCUGCUGCUGUGUUAACAAUACAGUAUACAGAAUUUCUGAAGAUUUCAAGACAGGAUUUAGUGUUCUAGAUAAUAUAGAAUAUCCGGAAAGUAUAUGUAAAUAUGAUAAAGGUGAUAAAAUGUACAUCGGUUGUAAAAAUGACACACUGAAAGUGUGUGAAGUGGUUCAUCAGAAAUAA